ACCACUAUUCCAUAGUUUCCUUUCACACACUCAAAUCACAGUCUCAACCCGCCAUUAACGCUGGGACCAGCUUACAAUCCCAACAUUAUUAUUAUUAUUAUUACCUGCAUCUUCUUCCAUCAUUCUCAUUUUCAUAAUUCAACAACCACCUCUCUUUUUUCAACUCCUCUCAAAUUCAUACUAAAUAAAUAACUUCCCCAUUGAUCACCAUUGCUUCAUCUGCAACAUGGCUGGAACACUUCAGUCCCCUCGAGUUGAGAUCGAUACAUCCCCGCCUUUUGGCUCGGUUAAGGAGGCUGUGACCCGGUUCGGAGGACGUGGUUCGUGGAUUCCUGUUCAAGUUCCUCGACUUGCCGGUCAUGAUCUCGAAGAAAUCGACAUGGAAACAGUAGAGAAACAAGCUGCAGAUCUAGAAAAAGAACUGAUCACCAAAGAACAAGAAACAUUUGAAGUACUCAAAGAACUCGAGUCAACGAAAGGAGUCAUGGAAGGACUUAAAGUCAACCUCAUGAAAGAAGUCUCAUCAGUCCUCAAUUCGAAUCCGGAUUCAGGGACUGUGACACCCGUUGACAAGUCAACGGAUAGUUUGACCGUGUGUCCACUCCCAUUGCCACCUGGCGUCAUCUUGACGGAGCUAAAAGAAGCAAAGUCGAAGCUAAAUAGAACAACCAAUGAUCUUGCUAUGAUCCGCGCUUCUGUUGAAUCUUUAAACAAAAAAAUGCGAUCCCAUAAGGCGAACUUGGCUGAAAAAGAAGUGGAAACCAAACGCGUGAUUGAAGAGUCGAUAGAUGUUUCAAACGGGUCAAACAAAUUGACAUAUGAAGCACAACAGUUUAUGAAAAUGGAAGAGGCUGCACAAUAUGAGGUGAUCAAGGCAACAUCCGAGAUUGAGCACACGAAAAUGAGUAUAAAAAUGGUGGAAAUGAGGUUAAUUGCGGCAAAAAAGAUGGAGGAGGCUGCUAGAGCUAUGGAAGCAGUGGCUUGUGCUGAGAAUAUUGGCGGUGAUAAACCGAUGAUUCGCGAAGGAAUAACGCUUUCGUAUGAAGAAUACUCUGAACUCUCGCAAAAGGCGCAAAAAGCCGAACAAGUUUUUAGGAAAAAUGAUUAUCAUAGGAAGGAUGUUAAUCUGUCUACAAUGGGCUUUCUCAAGAAUUCAGUUGAUCAAACAGAUGAUGUUAAAUUCAGCAGAAAGGCCCUUGAAGAGGCUUUAGGGCCUAGAACAGAUGCUGCAAAUGGAAACAAUCUUGAAUACAAAAAUGGUAAUAAUCACUCAAAAACCAGAAACUUAACCCCGCUCCGUGGUUAUACUCCUCGACGAUACGAACCAUUGAUUAGGGAUGAUUCAAACUUGAUCAACAAGGAAUCAAGGCCGGUUUUGAGAACAAGUGUCUCAAUUGGUGAUAUCUUGAGCAGAAAACUUAUCCUACAAGAUAAUAUAGUUGUUCGCGAGGAUGUUGAAAGUCAAACCCGAAGAGAUGAUGCAUCUUUAAGCGAAAUGCUUCGCGAACAAAGCAGUCUUAUAUUUCAUGAAUCUGGAAAAACCGACAAAGAAGGUAGAAUCGAUAAGCAGUUCUAUACUCAAAGGAAGAAAUUUGGUUUCAUUCAUGUAUCACUACCUUUAACCAAACAUAACAGGAAGAAACCAAAUCCACAACCUCCACAUGCAUUAAAUAUUAAGUAUCCUUAAUUUUCUUGAAGUUAUGAUUGUUUA
Helianthus annuus (common sunflower) is the source of this 1711-nucleotide messenger RNA. RefSeq names its product WEB family protein At2g40480. NCBI's taxonomy places the organism in Eukaryota, Viridiplantae, Streptophyta, Magnoliopsida, Asterales, Asteraceae. The record is from RefSeq and is a predicted model, not a curated record. The transcript is spliced from 3 exons. The coding region runs from base 227 to 1687 and encodes 486 amino acids.